GAAAAAGCCCCGAAUGGAUCAAAUAUUUCUUCAGCGUCUUUUAUGGUUGGGAGAAUGUUUAGAAAGAGUGGAUACGUCUCUGAAGAAGUUUUUAUUAUCGACUUGCGCCGAAUUUGCUGGUAAUUUGAUGACAGAUAAUUCAGUUCCUGAUGAAAUUCAAAUAACGGGCGUAAAUAUUAUCGUCAAAGUUAUCCAUCUCAUGAUUGCAGAUGCCGACAUUGAUGCUUAUUUUCAUUGCACUGAUCCAUUCUUGUUAGAAUUAUUUCGCUCUAUGAUUGUUUUGGAGAAUAUUGUUGUGUUUGAUCGCGUUUUACAAGCCAUCACAGACAUUCUGCAGAGUUAUUCACAUAUUCUGGAUUCUGUGCACUCCUGGAACACUCUUUUGGAGAUGUUGUACGAGAUUCCAAUGAAGGAAGAUUUCCAACUUAUAAUCUUUCGCCUAAUCACUAUAUUAUCGAAAGAUUUUAUAUCAUGUAUGCCCUAUGACACGGAAUGCUUGCAUUUGUGGUCAAAGAUUUUGUGUCGUUGUAUUCAAAGUUUGAAGGACUUGAAUUUAUCUUUGACUUGCCUAGGAUAUAUAUGGAAUACUAUUGACUCUGUUUCAAGACAUUGGAGAGAAACUGAGAUUGAUAAAAGCAAGUUGGUCUACGACACGCGACAACUUGAGUUGUAUUAUAGUCACCUUGCUUCAAUCAUGACUGAAAUUUGCGUUCUUACCCGAGAUGGACGUCCUGAAAUAAGGAAUUCAACUUUACGAAUGAUUAUUGAUGUGGUAAAGGUUGCAGCAAGUAAACAAUUUCCAGGCUUUUGGAAGCAGGUCUGUCAAACUUUUCUGAUUCCUACUUGUUAUUUUUUGUUUGAAGAUAACCAUAAUGAAUAUUCAGAAUCAAGUAAGCUUGAUACAAAUAUAAGAAUUCACCACAGCAGAAAUACGAUGGAAAAGCAGUGGGAUGAGAGUAGAAUCAUUUUUCUAGAAGGCAUAGUGAAACUUUUUUAUCAAUUCUGGGGUAGUUUUGUUCUUGAUGAAGAGGACAUAAUUGAAUUCUGGUCCCAAGUUGUACAGUUUGUUUUGCGCUGUUUAAACAAUCCAAGGACAGAGCUCUGCAAGGCUGGAGUGGAUAUGAUGAUGUCUGUCUUUGACUGCUUUUGUGACCAAGAAGCGAUUGUUCAAGAUGUUAUAAAUGGACAGGAAAGAAGUUUAGAAAUCAUGUUUUGGGAGCGUUUUUGGAAAAUUAUCGAGCAAUACAUUCCACGAAAUGAUAAAUAUGAAAUAGACGAAGCCAAUGUGCCUUCGUUUCUAACAUUGAUGAAUGGAUUGAAGAACUUAUUGAGGAAUUCGAGACAUUCAUUCGUGCCUUUCCAAGCAAAGAUAUUAUUUGACAUGGUGAUGUAUCCGACUUGUUCUCUCAAUGGUUUAAAGAAUGAAGAGCUUUUUAUUUCAGCCAUAGAUUUUUUUCGUGAAGCGAGUUUUGAUAAUGAAAGUGACUGCUGGAAUGUACUCUUCGAGGAAUUACUAAACCUCUGUCGGCAUUGUCUGGAGACCAGAAUGGACCAUUUUGAAUAUUCUACAAAGGUGCGACUUUCUUUAGAAGCAAUUGAAAAUACAUUUCAAAAGGAUUCCAUUCCUGUGAAACCGCGAGUAUUGUACAUCGGAGCAUUUGUAGAAUUGUUAUUGCCUUGUAUUGAACAAUAUUCUUUCGAGGAUCUAUCGAAGAGCGCAUUGGCAUUGGAUAGUUUGAAGGCCCUUGUUGUUGUUGUCAAGUCUUGUGUUUUGAAGGACUUUUCUUUCAAGGACUUGGACUUGCAGCUGUUUGACAGAAUUGUCGGAAUGGCGGAAAACUUUAUCAGCAUUAAGAAGAAAGGAAGCGAAACAACUGAAGGAUAUUAUACUGCACAACCAUCGUCAGAGUACGAAAUUGAGUGGAGAAAGGAAUCUUAUGACAUCGUUCUUGUUGAUCUAUUGGCAAGCCGUUUGUUGGUUUAUGAAGAACUCUUGACCGAAAUAAGUUGGAAGAAGACUAUUAGCCUGCUUCGAACAGGGUUCAAUAGUGCAUUUUAUGAAGAUCAAAGCCAUUUGAGAUUCCGUCACGCUUGUCGAAUUUCGUUGCUGAAGUGGAUUCAAAAUCAGUCUCGCAAUAAGAUGUACCCGUUAUCUCUUCCAUAUACGAAGUGUUCAGUGAUUCAGGAAACCAAACUAAAUAUUCUCAAUAAUACUUUGAGACUAAUAGAAACACUGGUAGAAGAAAGACUGAAUGGAGGUAGUUACCCGUUGUCAUCUGCCAUAUGUUUGGAAAUACAGGAUGUCUUUCAGUGUUUGCUGAAGUAUGAAACACUUUCAAUUCUUGAACGGGACGCUUUUGAGGAGCUGAACUUCCCAAGAACUCUCAAACAAGGGAAUGAUACAUCUGUAACCACUGUCGCUUUGAGAAAAGCUUUAAUAUCUCUCCGGGAAAGACUUUCUACGUGCUGUACUCUUGAAUUAUCUUAUAUUUCCGAGCUAGCCGUUUGUCUUCUCAAAGAUAUGGACAAUUAUGUUUUCUUACCAAACGUAAAGGGUGUAUGAUCCUGGACUCUUGAUAAAGAAUAUUUUCAGUUUCUCUGCUCAUUCCAGCAGUCGAGUAAGGUGACUGACUUGAGGGAGUCUGCUUGAUUUGAAGUUUAGUAGUUCAAUCUUGUUUUCCGAGUACUUGUGGUGAUAUUCGACUAGUUUAACUUCACAGUGCACGUUCAGGUCGUGAUGACUAUAUUUCUGGAGAGGCUCACACAAUGAAUAGGAACACGUUGUUUAUCCUAAAAAUCUUUAUUUUGAAAGGAGGAUGAUUCUCAAAGUUUCGGAGACAACUAAAACUCUUCUACUAAGGAAAUAUUUGGGUAUGUUCGGCAGCUCGCAAAAAAAAUUACAAGUACGGACUGUCUAUUCUUAGAGUCUAGAAUAAACAUAAACUCGCUUUUACUUCA
Messenger RNA from Galdieria sulphuraria, 2958 nucleotides. RefSeq lists its product as uncharacterized. The record is from RefSeq and is a predicted model, not a curated record. The annotation marks the transcript as partial. NCBI's taxonomy places the organism in Eukaryota, Rhodophyta, Bangiophyceae, Galdieriales, Galdieriaceae. The transcript has 2 exons.